CCAACGCCGUCGCGGUUCAAGUAAAUACGCGCUAACGGUGGCCAGUAUCUCUAAUCUCUAUUGUUGUCAGUACUUUGCCGUUGGAUAUUUCACGUCUCUAUGAUUCGUUUUAGGAAGUCGUUCAUCCUCGUAUCUGUCUACUUUGCUCUACAUAGAGUAAACACACAGCAACACAUUCCAGAAGCUCUUUUCAUCUCUGGGUUUUCAUAAGAAGAAUUAUAAAUGUAACUUAAUACUGUAGCAAUUGCUUGUUCAAUACUUCUACCUGGCCUAGAACUGAAUUCAGAAAUAUUAAUUUAAUAAACAUGAAGUCAGCUGAAUCAAUGAGAACAAUGUUGUAUUCCUUUAUUGAUUAUGAACCAUAUGUCUCCUUAGAAAAAAUUGACACUCCUAUAUGGAUGGUAAAUGAACAUAAAAAUGAUAAGCUUACAAAUGGAGUUCUUCAACAUUUAAAAUUAAAAACUGAAGAAACAGAAAAAUUAACAAAUGAAGAACCUAACUGUAAAAAAAUAAAAAAUGAAGAAACAGAGUUUGAAGUUCCAAAGUUAACACUGUCAAAAUAUAGCAAUAAAUUUAAAUCAAAACUUAAAUAUUCAAAAUUACAGUUAUUUCCAAAUUCUCAUCUUAAAUCACUACCUGAACAGUUGAAUAUAAAAAAUGAGGCCGAACUUUCAAAUAAUGAAGAACUUAUAAUAAUUGAUCAUAAUAUGAAAAAAGAGACCACAAAAAUCAAGGAAUCAGUAACAAAUAAUAGUUCAUUAUUUGGUAAAAUCAAAGUACGUAAUGUACAUUCAAUAAAUGCCAAUUUUGCUGACAUGGAUAGUAACAUAAAGUAUUUUGAUACAGAAAAAUCAAAUAUUUCACAAACUGACACAUCUUUUGUUUUUCCAUCUCUAGGGACCAAAAAAUUAACAUUGCUAUGUUUUGGACAGUUACAUAAAAAAUACUUUAAUAAAACUGUACAAGAUACUUUGGUUAUUAAUAACAACUUACUAUUUAUGAACAUGUUAACAAAUAUACAUUGUAUAUCACAAGUAAAUUUGAUAUUAACUCGAGAAGACAAAGAUGUCAUGGCUAAGAAAGUUAAUAAGCUGUCAGUUCUGUACAUAAAUUAUUUUGAAAAACUUGAUAAAAUGUUGCAAAAAAAUAUUAUUGAUUUAUUAUCAAUUUUUGAAGAUUCUGACUAUGAACAUGGGUUUUUAAUGAUUAUAUUAAGCUUAUUCAUUGGUCUUAAAAUGUUAAGUAGUAAAAUAUUUCAAAAAAGUAAUGUUUUACUAAACAAACUUCAAAAAUUACAAUGGAAAGUUAUAAACGAUAAAAGUAUUAAUAAAAUUCAAACAACUCUGGAAUCAGAUACAUUUUGCUCAUGUUAUUAUAAAAUGUCAGAAUUAAUCGGAGAAGGCUCUCAUACAGAUCCCAAUAUAAUUGAAUGUUGGAAGUUAUUGUUUAUACCAGCAGUUCUUAAAAUUACUAAUUUUAAUUCAGUAGUUGAUGCAAUUAUCAAUGCUACAGAUAUUGAUAAACUGGACGGUUUAUUAGAAGAGGCAUCAAAUAGAGUACGUCAAAAUUCUUCUUCAAUAAAUGAAACUGAAAUCAAAAAUUUAAUUGCAUUGGUGAAUAACUCUGCUCAAAAAUAUAUCAAUAGCAGUGAUGAAAUUACCCAAUCAAGUACCAGUAAAUUAACUACAAUUGAAAAUGAUAGAUCCAUUUCAAUUCUAAAUGAAAACACUCCACAUAUGUUUCUUAAAAGAUCUUUAAGAAUUAAAGAGUCAACUAUGACAAUGCCAAAUCACAAAUCAAAAGUUUGUGGUACCAAAAAUAUUUCAACUACAGUUCCUGAAAAUUCUAAAGACUGGUUCAAAAAACCGUUUCCUAUUCAAAGUCAAAAUACAUCUACUCGAAGAAAAACUUCAAAAUUUCAAGAUUUGAAAACGCAUUACGAUGAUAAUUCUAGUGAACCUUUAUUAUCAAUAGCUGAGCGAGUGAAAUUACGUAAAACAAGAAACACUCUAACUCCUAUAUCUACAACAUUUGAAGACUCACGUAAAAAACUUAGAUCAAUUAAAAGCGAGUACAUAAGCACUUCUAGUAUUGUUCAUACUAGAACUUUAAGGUCCUCAAAACUAAACAUAAAUAGUAAUAACCCUCCAAAAAAGCGUUUGAAAAAAGUACAUACACCUAACUGUGUUAAAAUUAAUGAUGCUAAAAAUACUUCAGCUACAGUAUCUUCAAAACCUAAUGAUUUGUUAAAAAUACCUUUCUUGAUUAAAAAUGAAAAUUCAUCUACUCCACUGAUAUUUUAUAUGAAAACUUCAGAACAAAAUAAAUGCUAUAAAAACUCUCCACUUCUUGCAACAACAUCAUUAAUAAAACAGGAAGAAAUUGAUCAAGUUAGAAAUUGUUCUACUAAAUUUUUAACAAAUAAUUGCCCAAACAAAACGGUUAACUCUACUAUUAAAACAGUUAAUGUACAGCAUGGAUUAAAUGGAAACCAAAUUAUUUCAAAAUAGCCAUCCACUAAAAAUAUAUUCAAGACAUCGAGCAGCCAUAAUAAUGAGUUCAAUAAUGCCUAGUAACUGUUGCAGAUAAUCCAGAAAUAAUUAUAAACUUUAUUCGAAGAUCGUCUAUCAGGUUUAUUACUUUAAAUAAUAGUUUUAAAUUGCUUGUAAAUUUUAUUUUUGUCUUAAAUUAAGCUAUUAUAAAACUAAAAUGUAACUUAGAUAGUUAUAAAAUGGAUGAAUUUAUUGUACAGAUAGCUAUGGGUCCGUAUACACUUUACCUGUGAAUUUGCGGAUUUCUUAAAAAGUUACUUUUAAAUGAAGUUCUAUCAAAUAGCAGUUAAACAUAUAUUUCGGAUUUUUCGGAAUUUACAGCAAUAAUUUAUUGAUCUCAACAUCAAACACUCCCAAUUAUUCCAAUCAACAUUAGAAAAUCAACUCUAAAAUGUAUUAAAUUAUAUACAAGAUCUAUAUUAAGGCGUAUGUGGUAUAUACCAUAAUUUUAAAAAAUAAAUAAAACCCUGGUAAAAUAUUAAUUUUGGUAGAAUUAAAAAGAGCUUGGUAGAACACAACGGACAGAUAGAUCACAUACAAAAUCAUAGUCAUAUAAAUUUCGUAAAUUUGUAAAA
Messenger RNA from Melanaphis sacchari, 3127 nucleotides. RefSeq lists its product as uncharacterized. The transcript has 6 exons. The record is from RefSeq and is a predicted model, not a curated record. Lineage: Eukaryota; Metazoa; Arthropoda; Insecta; Hemiptera; Aphididae. Bases 306 to 2510 code for a protein of 734 amino acids.